GUAAUAUCCACGUUCCCCAAAAACCCCACAGACCUCGUUUUGACCGAAUUCUCUUUUUCUUUCGCUUUCUCCUCUUUAUUCUCUUCUGUUCCCAUAACUCACUCUUUCGUUAUUGUUUCAGCCUUCUCAAUCCCUCAAUUCUUCUCCUUUCUCUACACCCAUCACUUUAUUCUCCUUCAACUCAAUGCCACUCCACGGAAAAUGAGUGUUCAUUAGCAUUAGGAUUGUUGAUUAGGACAGGUGAGUCCAUUGGAUUGGGUUAUUAAGUGUCAAUGGGGGGUGAAAAGGUGAACGGGUCAUGGUUCAGUACUUUGUGGCCAGUUUCUCGCAAGAGUGCAUCAGAUAACAAGGUAGUAGUUGGAGUUUUGGCAUUAGAAGUUGCGGGGCUGAUGUUGAAGGUGGUUAAUUUAUGGCAGUCUUUGAGUGAUGGGGAGAUGUUGAGUCUGAGGGAAGGGAUAGUGAACUCAGUUGGAGUCAAAAUGCUGGUGUCUGACAAUGAUGAUUACUUGAUGGAGCUUGCGUUGAAUGAGAUACUUGAUAAUUUUCAAUCUCUGGCACGGUCUGUGGCUAGGUUGGGUAAGAAGUGUGUGGACCCAGUUUAUCAUCGUUUUGAAUAUUUUGUUCAUAACCCAGCUCAAAAUCACUUUCAAUGGUCUGGGUGGGAGUAUAGAUGGAAAAAGAUGGAGAGGAAAGUGAAGAAAAUGGAAAAAUUUGUUGCCGCUAUGACACAGUUUUCCCAAGAGCUCGAGGUGCUAGCAGAGGUUGAACAGACUUUCAGGAGAAUGCAGGCGAAUCCAGAAUUGCAUCUGGUGAAAUUGCUUGAGUUUCAGAAAAAGGUCAUGUUACAGCGCCAGGAAGUGAGGAGUCUCAAGGACAUGUCUCCAUGGAAUAGAAGUUACGAUUAUGUUGUCCGGUUGUUGGCGAGAUCACUAUUUACAAUACUGGAGAGGAUCAUACUUGUCUUUGCAAACUGUCACCCACCAACUGUACAACAACAGAAUGAAUCCCUGCAUAUGAAUGCUAACAAUCUUAAUCGAAGUCAUUCCUUUUCUGUUAUGCAUUCUUCUGUUCAUCCUUCAGAGCAUGAUUUCUAUGGCUUCAAUUCAGGACCUGUCGGGGGGAGGCCAGUGUCCAACUCGGGCUUUUUAGUUGACAAGGGCAAGAGAAAGAAGAAACAGCAGCAUACCGUUCAUGAACCAGCUUUAAGCAGAAAGAAUCCACAUUCAGAAAGCAAGCAGUUAGGACAUAUUGUGGCCUUCAAAGGUUGUAUGUCUUCUGCAAACAAUUCUCCUGUCAUACAGAGCUGCAUGCAGACAAAUGGUGGUUCCAUGCGGUUGACUGAUUGUCAUUUGAAGUCCAUUGAUAAAAUGAAAACAGUGGAUAACUUUUCUCUCUCCAACAGAAUUAGAAUAUAUUCUAGAUUAUCCAUCAAGAACAAGCUAAAACCAGCUACACUUACCCUUGGUGAUGCGGCUCUAGCCCUGCAUUAUGCAAAUAUGAUUGUAUUGAUUGAAAGGAUGGUGUCAUCACCUCACCUGGUUGAUCUUGCAACAAGAGAUGAUCUGUACAAUAUGCUUCCAACUACUAUAAAAACUGCUCUGAGGGCUAAGCUUAAGUGCCAUGCAAAAAGUAAAUCUUCUGUUCGUCAUGAUGCAAACCUUGCUGCUGAAUGGAGUCCGGUGCUUGCACAGAUAUUGGAAUGGUUGGCUCCACUGGCACAUAACAUGAUAAGUUGGUAUUCUGAUAGAAAUUUUGAGAAGGAGCACUCAAUUUUGAACGCAAAGGUGUUACUUGUCCAAACUCUUUACUUUGCAAAUCAAGCUAAAGCUGAGGCUGCAAUAGUUGAUCUUCUUGUAGGUCUCAACUAUGUGUGUAGCAUUGAUACAAGAGUUGGCACAAGAGGUGCAUUAGAUUGUGCUAGAACUAGAUCUUUUAAUGCAAUGUACAAUGAAUUUUCAUAGACCAUGACGUUGACAACGUCUUAAUGUUAAUGCCAUCAGCGCUAUAUAGCUAUCAUUUUCAAAUGGGGGAGGCUUUGCCGAAUAGUGCCUUUAAUACGUUGAUUCCAUUCUUAGGCAAGUUGCCCCAAAUUUAGAUCAAGGGUUUUACAUUAGA
Molecule: messenger RNA, 2115 nt
Organism: Cajanus cajan (pigeon pea)
Lineage: Eukaryota; Viridiplantae; Streptophyta; Magnoliopsida; Fabales; Fabaceae
Biological process (GO): positive regulation of growth
Source: RefSeq, a predicted model, not a curated record